This is a messenger RNA of Osmerus eperlanus (European smelt), 1158 nucleotides long. RefSeq lists its product as uncharacterized. NCBI's taxonomy places the organism in Eukaryota, Metazoa, Chordata, Actinopteri, Osmeriformes, Osmeridae. The record is from RefSeq and is a predicted model, not a curated record. The transcript has 9 exons. Bases 16 to 1071 code for a protein of 351 amino acids.
GCGAGCCAGGGCAACAUGAAGCUGCUCGUCUUUUUAAGUUUAAUGCUUCUGGUCCCCGUUUUUGUUAUUGGACAAACAACGACAACGGCGACAACAGCGACACCAGCGACACCAGCGACUCCAACGACACCAGCGACUCCAACGACACCAACGACACCAACGACUCCAACAACGCCAACGACACCAGUGACUCCAGCUACUGCUUCAGUUCCCACUACAGCAGACCCUGACUAUUGUCAAGGAAAACCUGACUUCAUUGAAUGUUCGCUACCCUGCAAUGCAAAAAGCAAGUGUUCUUGUAAGGAUAACAAGUCGUUUUGUAGGUGUAACAGCGAUAAAGACCAAUGGUUUAUGGGUGACAACUGUGAGCAGAAGUGGACCGUUGUGACUUUCGCCCUGGUGGCGUCUCUACCGGGAUUGGCUCUCGCCGUCAUCGUCGGCGUCACAGUCCAGUUGGUCCAUUAUUUCAAUAAACCUGCCAAAGCACCGAAGGAUACGAAGGGGGCCAAACCCCACAACAAACAGCCACAAGGGAACCAUUACGUAGAUCCGAACAGUCAAGAUGGCGCGUAUUCUAACUUGGUUUUUGCUGGAGACAUGCCAAGUCGUGCCAAAGGUCCGUACGUGCAGCCCACUCAAGAGAGGCUCCCUAUGACCAACCGCCCAAGCGUGCCUUACAGCCCUCAGCCGAAUGUAAUGCACCCUCCCUUGGACCAGCCAACUCGACCCACUCCAGGAUAUCAGCCGUACAACCCUCAGCCAAAUGUGUCACAGCCCUCUUUUGAUAGGAACCCCAUGAUCAAUCCAGGAAAUCAGCCAUACAACAUUGCCACCGGCAUGACCCAGCUUAUAGGUAACGGACGUUCCCCAUCGGUCAGAAACCCCUACGAGGACAGAGCGCCACCCGUAGAUCGCUAUGACGACUACAGACCCUCCCAACCCGUCUCCAGGCAGAGCAGCAUGAUGGGAGGAGGUUAUCCUGGUCCGACCCUCCCUGCGCCUACCUACACUGCUCCAGACUACACCUCCAGGGCCCAGUUCCCCCGUGCCCAGAUGGGAAGGCCCAUGUAGGCCCACACUGGGGGACCUCUGCCACACCAAUGAACUAUUGAUCAAAUACGCUACAAUUGUUUUCACAGAUAUAUACCACUGAAACCA